CCUUUCCUGUUUGCAGGCAUUAUGGAAGAAGACCUGGCUUCUCUGUUCUUCCAGCAACAGUAUAUGUGCUCAGAGUGCGGGCGUCUCUACAACACUUUUGAAGAGGUGCUGAUCCACCAGGAGGACCACCUAACAGAGCCCUAUGAGCCCCCUGCUGCUGAUGCCACUGCCGCUGCUGCCGCCACCACUGAGGUGGACGCUGGGCCUCAGCAGGGCAACCGUUACCAGUGCCUGGAAUGUGGGUGUGUCCUCUUCUCACCGGAUGAACUGUUAGCCCACCAGGAAGUGCAUCCCCGGGAGGUGCCAAGCCAGCCCCCACCUCCGUCACCUUCCGCGGGACAGAUCCGCUACCAGUGCAAUGAGUGUAACAAACUGUUUCCCUCCACAAGCCUGUGGCUGGUGCACAGGCAGACACACCAGAAGCAAGAGGCCGCAGGGGAGUCCCGGCUGUCGGUGCCGUCCUCCCGCCAGAUGGCGCCUUCCCCGCCUGUCCACCAACCAGCUCCGCAGCCCUCCCCGCCGGAUUCCCCUCCUCCUCCCCCCCAACCCGCUCCACCCAUUCAUCCCUAUGAGUGCUCAGAGUGUGCCUGCCUCUUCCCGACACCGGAGGAGCUGCUGGAGCACCAAGGUGAGCAUUUCACAGAGAUUGAGAAAGAAAGCGGGGAGGCGCCCGAGGCCGCAACCCAGGAGACUGGCAGUCCACACGCGUCCGCAACGCCAGGCCCCGAGGAGCCCCCAGCAGCCAUUCCUCCUGCUCCGGCCUUCUCCUGCAGCGAAUGCCAGCAAGCCUUCAGUACGGCGGAGGAGCUGCGGCGGCACCAGCAAGAGCACCUCAGCAGCACCGAGGAGUUCCUGUGUGGCGAGUGCCAGCGUGGUUUCACCACGGCCAAGCGGCUGUUAGCCCACCAGCGGGUCCACGUGGACGGCACCUACGAGUGCCCCAACUGCAACAAGAUCUUCAAGAAGGCGGCGUCCCUGGAGCAGCACAUGCGCAUCCACAAAGGGGAGGCGCUCUACCUCUGCGUGGACUGCGGGCUCGGCUUCUCCACCGAGAUGACCCUGAUCGUGCACCGCAAGAGCCACACGGCCAACCCCCUGCACCGCUGCCACUGUGGCAAAACCUUUAGCAACAUGACAAAGUUUCUCUACCACCGUCGCACCCAUGCUGGGAAGAGCGGGGUCCCGCCCGCCCGCGGGACAGGAGACCAGGUACCCAGCCAGCCUCCUGAGGCUCCGACUGUCAGCGAGUCCGCCAUGAACGGCUCCUCUUCGUCCUCCGCUCCCAGCCCAGGGACAGCCACCGAGGUGCCCAGCGCUGGCUUCCUGUGCCCUCAGUGCGGAAAGGCCUUUUCCACCCACAUCCGGAUGGUGCGGCAUAAGCGGGUGGUGCAUGUCCUGGAGCGCAAGCACAAGUGCCCCACCUGCGGCAAAAAGUUCAAAAAGCUGGUGCACGUGCGGAACCACCUGAGGACGCACACCGGGGAGAGGCCGUUCCAGUGCUCGGAGUGCGGCAAGACCUUCGUCUCCCAGGCAAACCUGGCCCGGCACCACGUGACACACACUGGAGAGCGCCCCUACCAAUGCCAGGUCUGCGACAAGCGCUUCACCCAGUCCUCGAACCUUCGCCAGCACCGCCUCUUGCACGCGGCCGCCAACGGCGAGGGGCCCCAGUCGGCUCUGCACCGGGCAGCGCACGCGGGCUGCUUGGCCUUUUCUUGCCCGGACUGCGACAAAUGCUUCCCACGCCGCCACCUCCUGGAACUGCACCGGCUCAGCCAUUCCGGGCAGGAGCCUCAGCGCUGCUCAGACUGCGGCGUUCUCUUUGUGCUGACUUCCAAAUUGCAGGAGCACCGCUGCGGCCGGCGCCGGGAGCACGCAGCGGCACAGUCUUACCCUUGCCUGUCGUGCGGCAAGUACUUGGGCUCUCUGGCAAAGCUGGCCAUGCACCAGCUGGCCCAUUCAGGCCAGCGCCCUCACCUCUGCCCGAUUUGCGGGAAGGCCUUCACCACCGCCAGCGGGCUGAGCCGGCACCAGCAGCGCCACGCCGGCCUGCGGCCCCACAAGUGCCCCGUCUGCGCCAAGAGCUUCGUCGCGGCCUCCGGGCUGCAGCUGCACCAGCGCAUCCACACGGGCGAGCGCCCUUUCCCUUGCCCGGACUGCGGCAAGGCUUUCCGGCAGGCCACCCACCUGCAGGAGCACAGGCGGCUGCACACGGGGGAGCGCCCCUACCUCUGCCCGGACUGCGGCAAGGCCUUCGUGCAGUCUAUGCACCUGGCCGAGCACCGCCGCAUCCACACCGGCGAGCGCCCCCACCCCUGCCCCUUGUGCCCCAAGACCUUUAAGACACUUUCCAACCUGCGCAGUCACCGCAAGACCCACACGCAGCUGUUGGUCAAUCAAGGCGUGCUCCAGUCCUCCGGAGCCUUUGCGGCAAGCGCCCAGCCAACCUACGCUAUUAUGUGCACUGAAUUUGGGGAGACGAUCGCGAUCAUAGAGAGCUCCGAGCCGCUCCCUUUGGGCGGAACGAUAGAGAUUUACGAGGCUACGCUGGAAGGUAAUAUCCAGGUUAAUGCCUUCGUAUAGGGGCUGAGCGUCUCUUAGUUCAUCCUUGCACGGCGGCAGGAAACAGAGCACAGUCUCCAUCAUUCUGUGUACCAGUCAAGCUUGAGUCCCCUGGCACUUUUGCCCCAGUCCCACGGUGCCCAAAUGGAACCUGUUCAGUUUGCAUUGGGGCCGAGCCCCCUUGCUCACAUGCCUCGUACAGAGGAUUUUUUGGGGAACAUUGCCUUUUUUUUGCGUGCAGGGUGUGGUGCCAUAGAGCGAACUGUGAAGUUUGGUACCGUCCCAACUGCACAUUUAUUGUAAAUAAAAAGUUUGGUUAUAUUCA
This is a messenger RNA of Heteronotia binoei (common prickly gecko), 2887 nucleotides long. RefSeq names its product zinc finger protein 526-like. The transcript has a single exon. Lineage: Eukaryota; Metazoa; Chordata; Lepidosauria; Squamata; Gekkonidae. The coding region runs from base 22 to 2583 and encodes 853 amino acids. The record is from RefSeq and is a predicted model, not a curated record.